This is a messenger RNA of Zophobas morio, 1593 nucleotides long. It is a transcript of the gene dare, whose product is annotated as NADPH:adrenodoxin oxidoreductase, mitochondrial. The coding region runs from base 102 to 1484 and encodes 460 amino acids. Gene Ontology annotation, cellular component: mitochondrion. Lineage: Eukaryota; Metazoa; Arthropoda; Insecta; Coleoptera; Tenebrionidae. The record is from RefSeq and is a predicted model, not a curated record. The transcript has 3 exons. Gene Ontology annotation, biological process: ubiquinone biosynthetic process.
UGUAAAACGCCCCUUACUGUCAACUCAAAUGAGGUUAUGUCCCAAAUAAAUUAUAAUAUUUAUUAUAAUGCCACGAUAAGCUUGCUCGUCUCGCCCCCAUAAUGAAGUUCGCGCUCCCCUUCGCCAAAUACUUGAGUACCAACCCCAAACUUAACCCCAAAAUUUGUAUCGUGGGGUCAGGGCCUGCCGGGUUUUACGCCGCCCAGUACAUGGCCAGCCGCCUCCAAACCGCCCAAAUUGACAUUUUCGAGCGGCUGCCGGUCCCUUUUGGUUUGGUAAGGUUCGGGGUGGCCCCAGACCACGCCGACUUGAAAAAGUGCUCGAAUGGGUUUGCGAAGACUGCGCUUUUGAAGAAUGUGAGGUUCGCCGGGAACGUGGGGCUGGGGAGAGACGUGUCUUUGAGGGAGUUAAAGGAGGCCUACAAUGUAGUCUUGUUGACAUAUGGGGUGGAUGAUAGUUUGCAGUUUGACGUGAAGGGGAAGGAUUUGGGGAAUGUUUUCCAGGCGAAAGACUUCGUGGGGUGGUACAAUGGGGUACCGUGGAAUAAAGAUCUGCCGGUGGAUUUGUCGGGUGAAAGGGCGACGGUGUUUGGACAUGGCAACGUCGCGAUUGACGUAGCAAGGAUUUUAUUAUCACCAAUUGAUAAAUUAAAGACGACUGACAUCACUGAGCACUCUCUAGCUUUGCUAUCAAAGUCGAAAAUCAAAGAAGUGUCCCUGAUAGGUCGCAGGGGCCCCCUUCAGGUGUCUUUCACAACCAAAGAACUCCGAGAACUUCUAAAUCUCAAAGACUGUUGCAACGUCUGGCAGCCCGAAUACAUGCUCACCGUUCCCGAAGUAGUCCCCCUGUUAGUCAAACCCAGAAAACGCUUAACAGAACUCAUGGUACAAAAAUUCGAAUCCCGGAAGGACCCCCAACCCGACGAAAAACAACUAAAAAUGAUAUUUUUGCGUUCCCCGGUUGAAUUUCUGGGUGACCAUAAAGUCAAAGGGGUUAAAUUAGUCAUAAAUAGGUUAGAAGGCGACGACUUACUCAACAAAAAAGCCGUUUCUAUAGAUAUAGACGAAACCGUGGACACUAGUCUUGUGGUCAGUAGCAUCGGGUACAAAUCCAUCAAAGUUGAUAACGAUAUACCAUUUGAUGGUAAAAAGAACAUAGUUAGGAACACCCAUGGGAAGGUUGAAGAUGGGGUGUAUGUGGCUGGGUGGUUGGGGCGAGGGGCGGCUGGGGUGUUGGCGCAUACCAUGGAGCACGCGUUUGGAGUGGCUUCCAUCAUCAUUAAAGACAUAGAAACUGCACAGUUAACACCAAAACCAGGGUUUGACCAUGCGGCUAAAAUCCUAGAACACAAAAAUGUGCAAGUGGUUACGUGGCAGGAUUGGUUGAAAAUCGACGAGUUUGAGAGGGGGGAGGGUCAGAAGGUGAAUAAGCCGCGCGAGAAGGUAGUUGAUAUUGAACAGAUGCUAAAAAUUGCCGCUUCGUAGCAAUAGUGGCACUGUUGACUAAUUUAAGAAUAAACGUGCGGGAUUUUAGAAACUUAUAUCGGUGUGGUUUUAUUUUUAUACCAUUUUAAAUAAAAUCUAUUUUGUUUUA